Molecule: messenger RNA, 3166 nt
Organism: Drosophila virilis
Lineage: Eukaryota; Metazoa; Arthropoda; Insecta; Diptera; Drosophilidae
Product: sodium/potassium/calcium exchanger 4
Biological process (GO): calcium ion transmembrane transport; intracellular calcium ion homeostasis
Cellular component (GO): plasma membrane
Molecular function (GO): calcium, potassium:sodium antiporter activity; calcium channel activity
Source: RefSeq, a predicted model, not a curated record
UCUAGCCAAGCGGUUGACGCAGCAGCAGCAGCAGCAGCAGCAGCGACUGCACUCGAGAAAAACUCUGAGAAACAAGAAAAACGCCGAAAACCAAAAAAAAAAAAAAAUAAAUAAGAAAUCAAAUAAACAAAUAUAUUCAUAAACUAUUCAAAUUUAAGUGUAGGCAGCUGCGACUCAUUCCCCCCGCCAAAAAAAAAAAAAAAAACGAAUAAAUUCGAAAUCGAAAACGAAACCGAAAACGAAAACGAGUUACAUCGCGUUGCGCAUACGCCGUGUGUGAAGCAUCGGGCAAGAGUUCAGAGAAAUUUUUAACAAAAAAAUAAAAGUAAAAUAAAACGCCCAUUGAAAAUAACUGAACAUUUUCAUAGGCGCACGUGUGGCACGUGUUUGCCUUUUUUUUUAUAAUAUUCUAAUUUUUUCCAUUUUUUUGUCUCAACUCACAAAUCAAAACAACAACAAACAAGUUUUUGCUCAAGUUUCGAUAUUGUUGUAAGUGCUUGGCUUAUUUUUUUUCUGAAUUCGUUUUUGUAUCAUGUUGAAAAACGCGCGCCUUUUGCUUGGCGUUUUCAUAUUGUCUGCCAGCCUCAUAACGGAUACACAAGCCACAGCAAAUAAUGAAACGAGCUUCCUGGAAUCAUCGCUCAGAUAUUUGGAUGAGCAGCUGCUGUACGAUAUUCUGCCGCGUGCCACAUGCCCCGGCCAGGAACAGGAUGCGCCACUAGAUGAAUUUCCCGAUAUAUUUACAGUGGAGCAACUGCGUCAGGGCUGGGUCGUGCUGCACGUAUUCGCCGCAAUCUAUUUCUUCAUAUUGCUGGCCAUCAUAUGCAAUGAUUACUUUCUGCCCACCGUCGAGUGCAUCUGCGAGGAUCUGCAUCUGUCCAAGGAUGUGGCGGCAGCCACGUUUAUGGCGACGGCCACCUCGAUGCCCGAGUUCUUUACGAACACGAUAAGUACACUAAUUCUGGAAUCGGACAUGGGACUGGGCACCAUAAUUGGCUCGCUGAUGUUCAACACACUUGGCGUUGCCGGACUCGCGGCCCUGGCCAUCAACAAGCCAGUGCAGCUGGACUGGUGGCCCAUAGCCAGGGAUUGCUUCAUCUACAUCUUCAAUACGAUCGUUUUGCUGGUGCUCGCCUGGGGCGGCAGCAUCAGCUUUGUGGAAUCGUGCGUCAUGAUGGGCUUCCUGGUGCUCUACUAUCUGAUCACAUUCAACAACAACAAGUUUAUGCCUGCCAUACGCGUCUUUAUCGAGGAUCGCAUGAACUGCUGCUUCUCCACGCGCUACGAUCUGACGGAACCACCUGAGAACAGUGCCAAAGCGCAGCUGCCGCUGAAAAAGGAUCCUCUGUCCGGUGACGGGCUGUUUGUGGUCAAUUUUCCGGAGAAUACCUCAUCCAUGUCGUCUACGGCCAAUUUGACGCACUCCAAGAAUUGGAACGGCGAGGACGACGAUGACGAUCAGCUGCCGCGAAGCAUUUUCGCCUUUCCACACGGCGCCACAACUUUCAUGAAAUGCUGGUGGGUCUUUACGUUCCCGAUUAAGCUAGUAUUGCGCAUGGUGAUUCCACAUCCCAUGCGGCAUCGCAGAUUGUAUCCGUUGUCCUUCAUCAUGUGCAUCAUUUGCAUUGGCCUCAAUGCCUAUCUAAUUGUCUGGAUGUUGACGGCUUUCGGUGUGGCCAUACGUGUGCCCACCAUUGUGAUGGGUCUCACCUUUUUGGCCGCCGGCUCCACAAUGCCCGAGGCGGUUUCCAGCCUUAUAUCGCUGCGAAAUGGCGAGAAUGGCAUUGGCGUCUCGAAUUCGUUGGGCGCCAAUUCAUUGGCCAUCUUGUUGUCCCUGGGCGUGCCGUGGUUCGUGAAGAACUGCAUCAACUAUGGCACCGGCGAAAAACAGCAGGUUGGCACCCAGGGCAUCGAGUACAAUAUAUUGAUCCUGAUCUUCUGCACCAUCGCCCUAUUCGUCGUGCUCAGCUGCAGCGGAUAUCGUCUAACCAAGCGCGUGGGCAUAGCCCUGUUCAGCGUCUAUACGGUAUUUAUUGUGCUGCAGAUCCUGAUCGAGAUGAACGUGUUCUUCCCCAUGGACUGCAGCAGCUAAUAACAACAACACCAGUUCCAAUUCCAGUUAGGGUUCCAGUUCGAGUUCCAAUAUCCAGUUCGAUAAUCGGUAUUCGUGUUCAAGUUGUAUGCCAUCGAGCUUCUGGCUGGCACCAGAGCAAAACGCAGCCAGACGUGGAUUCGGUUAAGUUUUCCGUUCUAAUUGUUAAAUAUUUAUGUAUAUACGAGAUUUUGGAGUUGCAUUAGUUUUAAUAUGUAUAUACAUAUCGAUAAUGGGGCUUAUGACAUUGAUUGCCAAAAAUGUUGGGUAUUGCUCUCAGUACGAGUUGAUAUGGUUCAUUGAACUAAUUCAGGCUAUCAAGUUCGGCUUAAGUGCCAAGCUAACGUAUUAUUUUAGGGUUGCCACCUAAGAGAUAACGAACAACAACGACGGAGAUUUACACAAAAACUAACACUAGUUCAAGCUAACCUAAAAUAUCAAGCUCAAUUAAUGUCAUACGUUCAUAUUACACAAUUAUUAUUAUAAUCAUUUUUUUUUUUUUGUUUUCCUAGCUUAGGUACUCCUUAAGACUGUCUACUGUUUAGGUAUAAAUAAUCGAUUGUAACAAACUAUCCUGUUGUACACUAUUUAUAAAACCCUACCCUAAAGGCUCUGCUAACGUCACAAAUUUAAAACUGGUACCAAAGCGCGACAUUCUACUGUAGCUAAACAAAAACUUCAAGCGAAUUACCACUUAGAAACCAAAUGCUAUAUAUAUAUUUAUAUAUAUAUUGUAUAUAUUUACUGACUAUAACUAACUACAAGUACGAUUACGUAAGUGCCCUGCGAUAUUUAUGGCCAACGGCCAGACUUUCCUUAAUUAUGUGCACAGGGUAUUGAUAGUGUGCCCGUGUAUUAUCACUGUUGAUAUUCCAUAAUGUGUGGACUCUAUUGUUACCGUUACUGUACAUCGACACAUCUACACAAAUACCGUUUGUUAUUAAUUUAUAAAUACAUUUAACGACAAAUAUUAACAAUUGUGAUUUUUAACGAUUUUGCUCAGAUAGCAAAUAGCAAAUAGCAAAUAGCAAAGAGAGAAACAAAUAAUAAUAAAAUAAAUUUUAAAAACAAAAA